Molecule: messenger RNA, 2371 nt
Organism: Musa acuminata subsp. malaccensis (wild Malaysian banana)
Lineage: Eukaryota; Viridiplantae; Streptophyta; Magnoliopsida; Zingiberales; Musaceae
Product: equilibrative nucleotide transporter 1
Biological process (GO): nucleoside transmembrane transport
Cellular component (GO): plasma membrane
Molecular function (GO): nucleoside transmembrane transporter activity
Source: RefSeq, a predicted model, not a curated record
UCUCUCUCUCCCUCACAAAAACCAGCGAUGACGUUCGGACCCUCCCGCGGACGGAGCCUGCCUUCCCCGCCCGGCGGAGACGACAGCAUCAUCCGCCUAUCGAGAUCAGCGGCAGCGCCGCCUCAGCCACCCUGGCCCAUCUGUCUCCAAGAAAGCCCCUGCCGCCGCCGAGGACGUAGGAGCGGGGGCUAGAUGGCGAGGAGACGGAAAGCCCGCGGGGCGUCGAGGUGCGGCCGUCGGGGGCCGCCCCGAGGAGGGCCUCUGUGGGAAGAAGCUCUUGGCGGAGCUCGGAGGUCUAGGGGCACGGGUGGGGAAAGGAGAGGGGACGCCGAAGGCUCCUCGGGAGCUCAGUAGAUCUUCGUGGUGUCGCUUGCGCCAAUGCCCGAUUCUUGAUUCAUCGGCAAGAACUGGGUUUUUACGAGAGGAGCUGAUGCAGCAAUCCAAGGAAAAUAAGAGAGGAACUGUGCAGUUGAAGAAUUAUUACGAGAGCGUAGACUGUACAAACUUUUAGACUGUUCUCCAACUGAUCUCAAGAUGGCGGUUCUCUUGUGAAGAAGUAUGAGGCAUCUUCGUUUCAGACAGUAUCGGCUCAUAUUGGCUGGAGGAGGAGAUGAUGAUGAACUUCAAGACUUGUAUUUCCAGAAAAUUCAAUUAAAGUUGCACAGUGAAACUUAAUGAUGGAUGGAUUUUUUAUUAGUGCAAAUACAAAGAAGUUGUUCCCCUCGAAGUGCUCAUUGUUUAAGGGAAGGGCACGAUCGAUGAUGGAUGGGCUCAGAUAUGUCUUGCAUGCAAUUUUGGAUGACGUGCUGAUAAUGUCCGGAUCUCAUUAACAACAAGCUCAUGGAUUCCCGGUGGAGGGGGAUGGCGUAUGACCGGGGCCAGGGAUGUGGAACCCACGGGUGGGACCCAUCUCAUCAAUCCGAGGUGGGAUCCUCUACGAACAUCCGAGCCCCCGCCAACCAGCAAAUUGAAGACAGCAGAGAUGGGGAUGGGACAAGAAUUGGAAGGGAUCCAUGCUAGCCCUCCUUCGGAACCGUCUGUCAUCUCCGACCCCCUCAAUGAAACAAACGAAAUCGACGACACUGACAUGAAGAUGGGAGGAGGAAGAGGAGCCGACGUGAGGAAGGGGCUCAUCGUGCCGGUCGCCGUUGAUGAGGAGACACCGACGACGAAGGCGCCCUUGGGCUCCGCGCCCAAGGACUUGUUCCACAUCGCCUACGCCGUGUACUUCACCCUGGGUGCGGGGUUCCUCCUGCCGUGGAACGCCUUCAUCACCGCCGUGGACUACUUCAGCUACCUCUACCCGGGCGCCCCCGUCGACCGCGUCUUCUCCGUGGCCUACAUGGUCAUUGGCCUCCUCCUCCUCGCCGUCAUCGUCUUAUGGGCCCGCCGCUCCAGCGCUCACCUCCGCGUCAACGCUGGCCUCGCCCUCUUCAUCGCCGCCCUCCUCGUCGUCCCCGUCAUGGAUGCCGCCUACGUCAGGGGCAAGCAGGGGCGCUACGCCGCCUUCGACGUCACCGUUGGCGCAGUGGUCCUCUCCGGCAUCGCCGACGCCCUCGUGCAGAGCGGCGUCAUCGGAUCCGCUGGGGAGCUCCCCGAGAGGUACAUGCAGGCCGUCGUAGCCGGCACCGCCGCAUCCGGGGUGCUUGCUUCAACUAUGAGAGUCAUUACCAAAGCCAUCUACCCACGGGAUGCCCAUGGGCUAAGGAAAAGCGCAAUUCUGUACUUCACCGUGGGCAUUGUGAUGAUGGUGAUCAAUAUCGUCUGCUACAACAUGGCGGACAGGCUUCCUGUCGUCCGAUACUACAGACACAUCAAGCUACAGGCAAUGGAAGACAAGAGGAACGAGAGAGGCCCCGCGAGUGGGUCUGCACUGGGGUCAACCCUGUGGCACAUCACGGGGAGGAUCAAAUGGAUUGGGCUUGGAAUCUUCCUCACCUAUGCUGUGACACUAUCCAUAUUCCCGGGAUAUAUCACGGAGGAUGUUCACUCCGAGUUGCUCAAGGACUGGUAUCCCAUCAUGCUCAUCGCCGGAUACAACGUGUUUGAUCUGGUAGGGAAGUCUCUGACGGCGGUCUACCUCGUUGAGAAUGCCAACGUUGCGGUAUCUAGCUGCGUCGCAAGGCUUCUCUUCUACCCACUUUUUGUUGGUUGUUUGCGUGGCCCCAAGUUCUUCCGCACGGAAGUCCCGGUCACCGUUUUGACAUGCCUCCUGGGGCUAACCAAUGGGUAUUUGACUUCAGUGCUGAUGAUAAUGGCACCCAAGUCCGUGCCGAUACAGCAUUCAGAGACGGCAGGGAUUGUCAGUGUAUUGUUCCUAGCAAUUGGCCUGUCUUUUGGGUCAAUAGUUUCUUGGUUUUGGGUCAUUUAG